This is a messenger RNA of Galendromus occidentalis (western predatory mite), 490 nucleotides long. RefSeq lists its product as uncharacterized. The transcript is spliced from 3 exons. Lineage: Eukaryota; Metazoa; Arthropoda; Arachnida; Mesostigmata; Phytoseiidae. The record is from RefSeq and is a predicted model, not a curated record. Bases 32 to 490 code for a protein of 152 amino acids.
UGUCUUUCGUUCACAGUUCCCGUUCCUUGCAAUGGUUAACAUGCGUUGUCUGAGCAUCCUCGCUCUUUGCUUCAUCGCCGUGCAGGCUCAGGAGCUCGACCCCCUAAGUUUCCCUGAAUGCGUCCAGAUGAGUCUCAGUGAGCAGCUUGCCAGCUACCGCGAGGAAUUCAACAACCGUCUGGGGAAAACGCUCGAUGCGGCAAGCCCGGCCGCGAAAGAAAUCCGGGACGUGUUCAAUCAGCACCUCACGGAUUUCGCCCGAGCAAUUUACGACCCUAUCGAGUUCUCUGAACAGAGAUACCAAGAAUGUAUUCGGAACUCUAAUGGUUUCUUCGACCGAGCAAGAUGUGUCGUCCUAACUGGACGAGACAUCGCCAACGCGUUGCUACCUCUCAUUAUCGAGCGCGCAGGCGAGUUCGGUAGUGCCGUCCAGGAAAUCGUCAGUAACAUCGGUACGGAACAGAGCAACAAUACCAUGGCUCAGAGGUGA